Messenger RNA from Miscanthus lutarioriparius, 1338 nucleotides. NCBI's taxonomy places the organism in Eukaryota, Viridiplantae, Streptophyta, Magnoliopsida, Poales, Poaceae. The record is from the annotation of a GenBank genome assembly.
AUGGAGAAUGCUUUUAAUGCUUGUACUGCCAUAACAUUUAGUAAUUCCAAGCGGCUCAUUGGUAGGAGAUUUAGCGAUGCUUCUGUUCAGAGUGACAUUAGCACUGGCCCUUCAAGGGGUGUGGAGCAGCAGUUUGCAGCUGAAGAGAUCUCCUCAAUGGUUCUGAUGAAGAUGCGGGAGACUGCUGAAGCCUAUCUUGUCACCACUGUGAAGAAUGCUGUUGUCACUGUUCCUGCCUGCUCCACUGAAUUGCAGAGGCAGGCCACCUGGAAUGCAGGAGUGCUGGCAAAUCUUAAUGUUAUACGCAUCAUCCCUGAGCCCACUGCUGCUGCUUUGGCCUAUGGUCUUGACAGGAAGGCAGCCGAGAUUCGGGAGGACUAUAAUGUUCUCGUGUUUGACCUUGGAGGUGGUACCUUUGAUGUCUCUGUUCUCAGCAUCAUGGAGGGUUUCUUUGAAGUCAGGGCCACGGCUGGCGCUGCUCACCUUGGAGGUGAGGACUUCGACAACAGGAUGGUAAACCACUUUGUCCAGGAAUUCAAGAGAAAGAAGAAGGACAUCAGUGGCAACCCCAGGGCUCUCAGGAGGCUAAGGACAGCCUGCGAGAGGGCGAAGAGAACCCUCUCCUCCACUUUAGAGAGCACCAUUGAGAUCGAUUGUUUAUACGAGAACAUCGACUUCUACUCAACCAUUACCCGUGCCAGGUUCGAGGAGCUCAACAUGGAUCUCUUCAGAAAGUGUAUGGGGAUUGUGGAGGAUUGCCUCAGUGAAGCGUGGAACAUUAACAUACACUCAGUUCACGAUGUGGUCCUUGUUGGUGGCUCCUCUAGAAUUCCAAAGACCCAGCAGCUUCUUCAGGAGCUCUUCGAUGGGAAGGAGCUUUGCAACAGCAUCAACCCUGAUGAAGCUGUUGCCUACGGAGCUACUAUCCAGGCUGCCAUAUUGAGUGGACAGGGCGAUGACCACGAGAUCCAGAGUUUUCUCCUGAUGGAUGCUACCCCUCUUUCUCUUGGUUUGGAUACGGAGGGAGGUGUGAUGACUGUGCUGAUUCCAAGGAACACCAGCUUCCCCACCAAAAAGGAACUGGUCUUUUCGACCGACUUGGACAACCAGCCUUGUAUCCGUAUCCAAGUGUACGAAGGUGAGGGGACCAUGACUCGCGACAACAAUCUGUUGGGUGAGUUUGAGUUCUCUAUUCCUCCAGCACCCAAGGGUGUUCCACAGAUCAGUAUUACCUUCGAUAUCGACGCCAACGGUAUCUUGGGUGUCUCUGCCGAGGACAAAACCACGGGCCAGAAGAUGAGGAAAACCAUCACCAAGAGGUUCCGUUUAAAGCAUUAA